Doryrhamphus excisus (bluestripe pipefish) is the source of this 3483-nucleotide messenger RNA. It is a transcript of the gene slc35g1, whose product is annotated as solute carrier family 35 member G1. Lineage: Eukaryota; Metazoa; Chordata; Actinopteri; Syngnathiformes; Syngnathidae. Gene Ontology annotation, cellular component: plasma membrane; endoplasmic reticulum membrane. Gene Ontology annotation, biological process: regulation of cytosolic calcium ion concentration; calcium ion export across plasma membrane. The record is from RefSeq and is a predicted model, not a curated record.
GUGCGGCUAAAAGCAAGCACUGCAUGAGUGUGUACCUACCCAAGGUUAGUCAUUAACUUUCCCCUUUUCGAGUCACUUCUGUCCGAACCAAGAGCCGACAGUGGCCGUGUCGAGGCAUGCUGCUGCCCGGCCCGCACAUCUCACCAUGGAUGACCGCAACCACUACCCACAGGAGAGCGCUUUAACCGCGGUUGACCAUGUCACCGUGGUGUUCCACAAAGUUGCCAGUCAUGGCGACAGUAGCAGCGCCGGUGAUGGCAGCGGAGACGACCACGAUGGCCGGUGUUGGAACGAGGCUAAGCGGACUGAAGAAAAUGCUAAUUUGCGUGACUACGACUGGGAUGCUGAGAAGGAGACAGGCGGCCCAAAGUUGCCCGAGGAGGGCGAAGAGAGAGGAGCUCUCUGCCCGCCGGCGUUCUGUGUCAACACGAAGGCAGCAGCAUCCGUUGGCGAGAGUGGGAGCCAAGGAAAGCCAAAGAAAUGUCCUGGGAAGGGUUUGUUCUAUGCCUUCUUGUCCACUGUCUUCUUUUCCCUGAUUUCCUUGUUGGUGAAGACAAUCAAGGACGUGCACGCCCUAGAGAUCAGUGGCUUUCGUUGCUUCUUCCAGAUGCUCUUCAUUGUGCCAUUACUCAUCUACCACAAGACGGGCUUCCUGGGUCCACGGGAUAAACGUAUAUAUCUGAUGCUGCGGGGGUUUCUCGGCUCCAACGCGAUGAUGCUGCUCUUCUACGCUGUUCAGCAGAUGCCGUUGGCUGAUGCCACUGUUAUUAUGUUCAGUAAUCCAGUCUUCACCUCACUGUUGGCUUGGAUAUUCCUAAAGGAGAAGUGUACGCUUUGGGAUUGCGUCUUCACCGUUUUUACACUCACGGGCGUCAUACUCAUUGCCAGGCCGCCAUUUCUCUUUGGGGAGCAUAUUCAAGGCAUCGAGGGCAACUACACAAACCACAUCAAGGGGACCAUCGCCGCCUUUGCAGGAGCAAUCGGGGCUGCUUGCACGAUGGUCGUCCUGCGCAAGAUCGGGAAGAGCGUCCACUACUACCUCUCAGUGUGGUAUUACGCCGUCAUCGGCUUCAUCCAGUGCAUCGUCAUGGUCACCGUCCUUGGCGAAUGGAAACUGCCGUACUGCGGCCAAGACCGCUGGAUGCUGAUGCUCAUCGCCGUCCUGGGAAUCGCCGGCCAGUCCUUCCUAACCAAGGCCCUGCAGCUGGAGAAGGCCGGCCCCGUGGCCCUGAUGCGAACCGUGGACGUCGUUCUCGCUUUCUUCUUCCAGUUUAUCUUCCUCGGACGCACACCUACCUGGUUGAGCCUCGGAGGGGCGCUGUGCAUCGUUUUGAGCACCAGCGGUGUAGCGAUGAAGAAGUGGUUCCACAGCUCACGCAAGAGCUGAACACAAGCGCUUAACACAAAUAGUACGGCUAUUUAUUUAUCCCGGUUCACCAUUUCCUGUUGUUCUUUACUUCUUUUGACCUAGAAGACGUUACUUUGGCAAAUAAGAGUAAGACAAGCAUGUUUCGGUGGGGGGGGCUUUCUUCAGUCACUUCAGUAUCAACCACUGCUGCCUAUUUAAGUGCAAUAGAGUUCAAUUUCACCGCAGUGGUGGGAACCCUGUGGCUCAUGAGCCGUACACAGUUACAAUAUUUGACUCCAAAAAAAAACAAUUUUUUUUUGUAAUUUAGAAAUGGACCUUGGAGGAUUUGAAAAAGAACUUCAGGCCCUACCCGUGCUUGAAACCAAAGAUAGCCUUAGCUCAGUAUGCUUUAUGAGCCUGAAUGAAGUAAAAACCAAAACCAGCAGUAGGACCGUUCACUGUGUCAAAAAAAAGGUCUUAAAACUAUUACAAAAAUGUUGAUAUGUAAUGCACCGCACACCAGCAGUAGUAGCACUUAAAUAAAGUAGAAAUGCAAAAUUUGACUAAUCAUGGAAAAACACAAUUGUUAUUUUCCAAUUUUUUUGAUAGAAUAGGAAAAUCUCUAUUUGAAUGUUCUGUGAACAGUGAUGUCCCCAAUGAUUACUUAGUAUAGCAUAACAGCGUCUCCUCUUGUUGUAGAUGGUACUGCACUCUAUUUAGUAUUAUGAUUCACAUACAAAUAUGCCCAUACUUAACAAACAUUAUUUAAGAUAGCGGUGGAACACUUGUUAUAUACGUUGUUUGGAUCAAGUCAAGUAGGAUUCUCUCAGGGAUCGCUACAAGUAAUUACUUGGGGUUUUUUUGUCUUUCUCUCUACAAAAUAUGCCGUAACUUUAAGAGCAAUUUUGCUUUUUUUUAUUGGGGGGGAAAAAAAGCAAAAUUGUUGUCAGUUGAUAAUUAAGUGCCUUGAACUGGACAAAAAAAAAAUCACAUAUAACAUGGCCGAACAUCGAGUGGUUAGCAUGUUGGCCACACAGUCAAGUGACCAAAAAGACAUGGGUUCGAUUCUCCGCUUGUGUGGGUUUUCUCCCACAUUCCAAAAACAUGCUAGGUUAAUUAGCGACUCCAAAUUGUCCAUAGGUAUGAAUGUGAGUGUGAAUGGUUGUUUGUCUAUAUGUGCCCUGUGAUUGGCUGGCCACCAGUCCAGGGUGUACCCCGCCUCUCGCUUGAAGACAGCUGGGAUAGGCUCCAGCAUCCCCCCUAAUGAGGAUAAGCGGCAUAGAAAAUGUAUGGACGGAUUAGAAAUGACCUUUCUCUUUAAUAUUCAAAUUUUUUUCCGUUUUUUUUUGUAUAAAAAACACAACUUUUUUGUUAAUAUUGUAUUUUGCCUUGUAAAAUUAAUACCUUUUAAUUUUUUAAUUUAAUACUUAAAUACCUUUUUCCUGUAAUAUUGAACAUUUAUGUAAAAUCAGACACCACUACAUCCAAAAACAUGCUAGGUUAAUUAGCGACUCCAAAUUGUCCAUAGGUAUGAAUGUGAGUGUGAAUGGUUGUUUGUCUAUAUGUGCCCUGUGAUUGGCUGGCCACCACUCCGAGAUAUACCCCGCAGCUGGGAUAGGCUCCAGCAUACCCACGAACUUAGUGAGGAUAAGCGGCAUAGAAAAUGGAUAGAUAGAGCCAAAGAAGCUAAAAACAGAACGUGGAGACGUCUCCUGGGUCUUAACUCCUGCCUCAUUUUAUGGGGGGCGGUUUCAUACUCUUAUGUCAUUCAAUUGACUUAUCAUGUACUGAAUGUUUAAAGUUGUGCGUUUUCUAUUGUUAUGAGGGUUACUUAAAUUUUUAUCCACAAGUAUAUAUCUGUUACCAUUAUUUUUCGCACAAAACGACGAUGCCGAAAAUAAUAUAUACAUGCAAAAUUAGAUGUAUAUUGUGGCUUGUUUUCGUGCUACCAAAAAUAAACAUUUAGAAAGUAGAAUUUAUUUUUUUUGACUUGCUUGUUUUUUUUUUAAGAAAUUUUUUUCAGCCUUGCAAUGCACUCAAGUAAUGUUUAACAUAUUUACAUUGUAUAGUUAUUCUGUCAUUUAUGACAUGAUAUAUACUGUAUAUGGAUUUAGGAUGGAUUUAGUUCAGUAAUA